Messenger RNA from Populus nigra (black poplar), 898 nucleotides. Its product is annotated as cytokinin riboside 5'-monophosphate phosphoribohydrolase LOG5-like. Gene Ontology annotation, molecular function: hydrolase activity, hydrolyzing N-glycosyl compounds. NCBI's taxonomy places the organism in Eukaryota, Viridiplantae, Streptophyta, Magnoliopsida, Malpighiales, Salicaceae. Gene Ontology annotation, biological process: cytokinin biosynthetic process. Bases 79 to 744 code for a protein of 221 amino acids. The transcript is spliced from 7 exons. Gene Ontology annotation, cellular component: nucleus; cytosol. The record is from RefSeq and is a predicted model, not a curated record.
UUUUGGCAUAAUUGCGUCGCCCUCCCUUUUUUGGUGAAAAAUAUACAAUAAGAAGAGAAAACACAAGAGAGCCAAGAGAUGGAGGAUGGUAAAGUAGCGGUGAAAUCAUCAAGAUUUAAAAGAGUUUGUGUGUUUUGUGGUAGCAGUAAAGGCAACAGGGAUUGUUAUCGUGAUGCUGCUCUUGAACUUGGCCAAGAACUGGUGUCGAGAAGGUUGGAUCUUGUUUAUGGCGGAGGAAGUGUUGGAUUGAUGGGGCUAGUGUCUCAAGAGGUCCAUCGUGGGGGAGGCCAUGUAAUAGGAGUCAUCCCUAAAACUCUGAUGAACAAAGAGCUAACAGGAGAAACAGUGGGGGAGGUCAGGCCAGUAGCGGACAUGCAUCAAAGAAAAGCUGAGAUGGCCCGCAAUUCUGACUGUUUCAUUGCCUUACCAGGUGGGUAUGGAACCUUGGAGGAGUUAUUGGAGGUCAUUACAUGGGCCCAACUUGGCAUCCACGACAAGCCUGUGGGUUUGCUUAACGUGGAUGGAUACUACAAUUACCUGCUGACUUUUAUAGACAAGGCAGUGGAUGAUGGGUUCAUCAUGCCAUCUCAGCGUAGUAUUAUUGUCUCUGCCCCAAGUCCCAAAGAGCUUGUUCAGAAACUUGAGGAAUAUGUGCCUGUGCAUGAUGGAGUUGUUGCCAAGGCUAAGUGGGAGGCAGAACAAAUGGAGCUCAAUGCAUCUUUGCAAACUGAAAUUGCUCGUUAAUGGCAGAAAUUAACCAUAUGAAAAGUUUUUUUUUUUUUUAGGAUUUUAUUAAAAUUAUGUAGGGCUUUCUCCUUUUCAAUUUUGUAUGUAUUGGUCUAGAAAGGAAGAGGAGAAUUUCCAUGCCAGAAAAAAUGAAAUAUUAAUUUGGUAGCUA